Messenger RNA from Ochotona princeps (American pika), 763 nucleotides. It is a transcript of the gene CKS1B, whose product is annotated as CDC28 protein kinase regulatory subunit 1B. Gene Ontology annotation, biological process: regulation of mitotic cell cycle. Gene Ontology annotation, molecular function: ubiquitin binding; cyclin-dependent protein serine/threonine kinase activator activity; histone binding. The record is from RefSeq and is a predicted model, not a curated record. Lineage: Eukaryota; Metazoa; Chordata; Mammalia; Lagomorpha; Ochotonidae. The coding region runs from base 98 to 337 and encodes 79 amino acids. The transcript is spliced from 3 exons. Gene Ontology annotation, cellular component: SCF ubiquitin ligase complex; cyclin-dependent protein kinase holoenzyme complex.
GCGGUGUGUUUGAAAGUGAGGCCAAAGAGGGUGGGAGCGCGUGCUGUCGGGAGUUGAGAGGCUGGACGCGCGGGGCUGCUGGCCCUCAGGCCGAGUUAUGUCGCACAAACAGAUUUAUUAUUCGGAUAAAUAUGACGACGAGGAGUUCGAAUACCGGCAUGUCAUGCUGCCCAAGGACAUAGCCAAGCUGGUCCCCAAAACCCAUCUGAUGUCUGAGUCUGAAUGGAGGAAUCUGGGCGUGCAGCAGAGUCAGGGAUGGGUCCAUUAUAUGAUCCAUGAACCAGAGCCCCACAUCUUGCUGUUCCGGAGGCCACUGCCGAAGAAACCAGACAAAUGAAGCUGGGAGCCACUUGGCAGCCCUGGGCUCCAACAGCUGCCCUUCGUUCCUAACACCCUUCUGAUAACAUUACAUCGCCUUCCUGUUCCUCACUUGGGUAUUUAAAGGAUGUUCAGUACACUGUGGGAAUGUGGUGCUUGCCGCUUGGCUUCGCCUCACCAGCCAGAGGAGUACUCUGUGAGCCACAGCCACGCGUGGUCCUGCAGAGCAUGCCAGGCGGAUGGAGCGGGCCUCCGAGAGGAAGACCCUGGUGUCACCGGGAUCCUGUAACCUCACUGUUUCUGUUUUCGUUUUCUGCCAGAUGUUGUACAUAUGAGGACUUGAUUUUUUUUUUUAAUGUUGCGAUGUAUUGCAAACUUCUAUUUUAUGUGAGAAAUCUGCUCCACCUUAAAAGCCUUGAUUAAAGAGAACAUUUUUAUAAAUCUA